Histoplasma mississippiense is the source of this 1563-nucleotide messenger RNA. RefSeq lists its product with no specific name. Gene Ontology annotation, molecular function: triacylglycerol lipase activity. The record is from RefSeq and is a predicted model, not a curated record. Lineage: Eukaryota; Fungi; Ascomycota; Eurotiomycetes; Onygenales; Ajellomycetaceae. The coding region runs from base 1 to 1563 and encodes 520 amino acids. The transcript has 5 exons. Gene Ontology annotation, biological process: lipid catabolic process.
AUGUCACGACGAAUCUCCAGGGAAUGUCUACGGAUCCGCAAAUAUGAUUCAAACCGGGCAAAUGAAGGCGGGAAUGCCCACAAUAACCUAUUCGAGCGCAUCAAAGCACGACACCAACAUCCUGAUUGCAUUGUAGGAUCAUCACAAAGUCCUCUAAAUACAAUGACAAGGCCAUGCUCCCUUGAUCCAGCCAUUGUGGCCUCGGCAUGGUCACAAGAAAAUCGCCAGACGCCUCGAAGAAUUGCAUGCCGCAUUUCGACAAACUGGACAGCAAGAUACAACCUAUUCUACCGGUUUGUGGAAGAAAUAUCUGUGGACGCGAUAUAUCAGUACAUCUUCCGCACCACGGACAGUCUGGGUAAUGCAGUCGCUGCUGUAACGACUCUGAUUGUCCCGCACAAUUCGGAUUCAUCGAAGCUACUCGUCUACCAGGCGGCGUAUGAUGCCGCGAACGGAGACUGCAGUCCAUCGUAUACCCUGCGGCCUGGAUCCUCGAGCGCCGGACUCCUAGGUCUCCUAAUGCCAAAUAGUACAACAUUCACAGAGGGAAUAUUUUUAGCUGCCGCGCUGAACCGAGGGUGGUGGGUGAUGGUAACUGACUAUGAAGGGCUGGAAGCUCAGUUCAUCGCCGGCCUGCAAUCUGCCUAUGCCACGCUCGACUCGGUCCGCGUAGUGAUCAACGAGGGACACAAGAUCGGGCUGGCUCCCGAUGCCCGGUACGUGAUGUGGGGCUAUUCUGGAGGAGCAUUUGCCGGUGGGUGGGCUGCAGAGCUUCAACCAUCAUAUGCGCCAGAGUUACAUUUCUCAGGGGCCGCCUUAGGCGGCAUAAUUGUCAAUACCACCUCCGUCGUAGAAUCGAUUAAUAGAGGGACAUUUUCGGGUCUCAUAUUUAGAGGCUUCUAUGGCGCUGCCAAAGCCUAUCCCAACCUCACUGACUGGAUGGAUGGGAAUAUGCUGCCCGACAAAAGAGACGACUUUUUCAAACACGCCACCAAUUGCCAGAUCCAGGGAAUUGACGGGAGAUUCCACGAUGUUUUCUCUUAUUUUGUUGACGGCGACCGGUCGAUAUAUGGGCCUGUCCCCGCAACUGUGCUUGACUGGUCUGGGCAGAUGGGCCGUCGCGGGUCCCCGACUAUGCCGUUGUUCAUAUACAAGGCCGUCGGGGAUGAGAUUAGCCCUAUUGAGGACACCGACAAGCUGGUACAUCAAUACUGUAGUAACGGGGCCACCAUUGAGUACCAUCGAAAUGUAAUAGGGGAGCACGUCACUGAAGCCCUCAUCGGAUCGUCCCUCUGCCAUUUCAACACUCGGCAUAGAAUUGUACUCUUUCCUAAGGUCGAUUCAAAGUGCUGGCCUAGGACCUCCGUCUUGAGUGUAGUAUAUGAAGGACGCUAUUUCCCAUCCUUGAUCCUAUUUCAGUUGGACACCGGCAUGCUACCGAGUCGUGGGUCAUUUCAGGGCAUAUGCCAGAAGCUCGAUGCAGCUAUUCGUACAAAUCUCACCAUCUAUCUGCCAUCUUCCGGGCUCUCUGAUACAAGGCAGGAAUAUAAGGAAGGGAGUUAG